Neodiprion fabricii is the source of this 1232-nucleotide messenger RNA. RefSeq lists its product as uncharacterized. The coding region runs from base 538 to 1089 and encodes 183 amino acids. The record is from RefSeq and is a predicted model, not a curated record. Gene Ontology annotation, cellular component: Swi5-Sfr1 complex. The transcript is spliced from 4 exons. Gene Ontology annotation, biological process: double-strand break repair via homologous recombination; positive regulation of DNA-templated transcription. Lineage: Eukaryota; Metazoa; Arthropoda; Insecta; Hymenoptera; Diprionidae.
GUUACUGUAACUAUGUAUAUUAGGGAAAAUCGAGAUCAGUGGGAAAAUCGCUCACUUCUCACUUUUAGGAGUGUUUGUAACUUAGUAAACCAAGAUAAACAAAACACACUCUCAUUUUCAAAAGACGACUCCUUGCAAGUCAUUAUAAAAUUGCGCAAUAAUGAUGAUCUCGCGGGUGUUUAGUUUUGUUGACGUUACCAAGUCAGCCUUGUAUUUCGGAAUGUAUUUUGAACCGAGUGCACCUCGCAACGGCUUCGCACACUUUUCUUGAUCCACGAACUACGAAGAAUGAAGAUUAAAAAGUAUCACGCUUGAAAUUUCGACACGUGCAGGCACAUGCACGCAAUUCACACAAACCUACUUCCCACGUGGUAGAAGUGUUUUGAUCAUUAUUGUCACAUCGUGGAUCACGGGCAACAUACAAAAAACAGUCAGCUGCGAAAUCGAACGGAAUUCGUGGGUUUACUAUAAAAGGGGGAGACAAUAUUUUAUUACUCGUAAUUAAUGUGGUUUGCAGGAAAGUAACGAUUAGUUAUUAUGGACAGGCGGCACGGAUUAAAUACACCUUCUCCGUUGAGAAAUAGCACGGCUGCGAAUCGACCCUUUCGAUCACCCUUUCAUACUAUUCUCAGCCCAUGUGAUAAAGUCAAUCUCAACGGAAAGCGUGUCAAGGUUUCAAACGUUAGAUCUUCUCCUUCAUGGACCCCAAAGAAGAGGAUUAGUCAUCAGCCGUGUUUAAUGGGGAAAAAAAUUUGCUUAGAAAAUGAAUACGCUCCAUCAGAAUGCGACAAAGAAAGAUCGAUUACUGAGGAUGAUCUUAAACAAAUCAAAGAAAGAAUCUGCGUAAAGAAACAACAAUUAGAAAGUGUGAAACGUCAGUUGUUGUACGAAAAAAAGCACGAGGCACAUGAUUUAAAUGAUCUUACGGAAAGAUGGCUGCGAGGGUGUCAAGAAGCGCUUAUGCAAUUCCAGAAAAAUAUUAGCUACCACAGCGGAACUGCUGUAAGCAUGCCAGAGCUUUUGGCGCAGUUAGGGAUUCCGCCAAAAUUGGUACAAUAUUCAGUUGAAGAUUGCGACUUUGUGGUGUAAAGACAGACAUUGAUUGUUGAGAUUCUUUGUAUCCAUAAAAUGGUCAGGAUGAGAACAUUUGUGAACGAUAUAUUCAAGCGAUAACCAACUAUAUAUCAUUAAUUUAAUCUGUCGACUGUAUUGAGUUCUUGUGCAGCAGCAUA